AUUUUUAGAUUCUUGUUAUUGUGUCUUUGGAAACUAUGAACAUCUGUCUUUAUUUAUCAUACGAUAAGCCCGACUCAAAUCACAUGAUUCAAAAUACCGAACCCACUGCCUAGUAUUUCAAGAUCUUGACCAUGGACCCGAAUCUCAGGGGAUUACUAUUCGCCCUCACAGUUUUAGCUCUCUCUGUCAAUGUCACCAGUAGGAAGGAUCUUUCAGCGGUAGCCCAGAACGACACUGCAUCCGCCCCGUCAGCAGAUAACACGCAUCAUGAAAAAAAAGGGACUAGCACUUUGUUUAUCGUAGAGAUUGUUCUUGUAAUAGCAUUACUCGGCAUGAUUGUCUCUGUGGCGAUUGUGAAGGUUACAAAAUCAAUAAAGAAAACGGAGAACAUGAAGAACAAUCUCCAAUCUUCCCCUAAAACUUCCAUUAUCAUGAGCUUGACAGAAGUCAAACAAGAAGAAACAAGUCAAGAUCUUGUUUUCUUUACAGAAGAAGAGCAUCGGUUUAAACUAGAAAAUCUUCUUGAUGCCGGGGCUGAUUUGCAAAACCAAAACUUCUGUAGCAGCCUUUACAGGGUUCAGCUCAACAACAAUGGUGAUUAUGCGGUCAAAAGAUUGAAGAAAUUACAGGCGUCAAACGCAGAAUUUGCAUGCACGAUGGCGAAAGUUGGGAAAAUAAACCAUCCAAACAUUCUACCUCUGGUGGCUUAUAGUUGUCAAGGUGAAGAAAAGCUUUUAAUUUACAAGUAUCAGAAUAAAGGAAGCCUUCUCUCCCUCAUGGAAAGGUACGUCGAGGGGAAACGGGAUUUCCCGUGGAAACUUCGGAUGUCUAUAGCGGUUGGUAUAGCAAAGGGUUUGGAUCAUAUAUACAAAAGCUUUGAAGACUCAGAGAUCAUUCCACAUGGAAAUAUAAAGCUUUCCAACAUUCUUCUAAACGAAAAUGAAGAACCACUAAUAAGUGAAUACGGGUACUCAAGUGUGCUUGAUCCAAAGAGUGUGUGUUUAUUCAAAUCCAACGGGUAUACAGCCCCUGAGAGAUCUUUAUCAGAACAAGGCGAUGUGUACAGUUUUGGGGUGAUCCUUUUGGAACUGUUAACGGGAAAGAUAGUGGACAACAGUGGAUUAGAUCUACCAAAGUGGGUGAAAGCAAUGGUUAGAGAAGAAUGGACAGGUGAGGUUUUCGAUAAGGAGAUCGCAAAGGUUGGAAUGUUUGGUUUUCCUUUGUUAAACAUUUCACUUAAAUGCGUGGCUCAUUUUGCUGAGAAUCGACCUACAAUGGCUGAGGUUUUAGAGUCGAUCCUUGGAGUUGUUGAUGAAGAUCUUUCGUGUUCAUCAGAAGAGUCCACCCCUCGAGAUGGUCGCGUGCUAUAUUCAGUGGCAGAGGAGGAGGGUUGAGGAUAUCGGUUUUUAGUUGAGUUCUUUUUAGUUAAUUUAUUUAUGUAUAUAGAGAAGCAGUGACGAGUUCCUACUUCCUAGUUAAGUAAUUCAGUUGUCUAGUUCAUUCGAAUUCUGCUAAAGCUCAAACGAAAUCUAAAGUUACAUAAAAGAAGCUUUAAGGGUUGGGUGUUAAAGAUCCGGGAUAUAAUAAAAUUGACAUUUCAGUUCCUUGUGUACC
Molecule: messenger RNA, 1614 nt
Organism: Helianthus annuus (common sunflower)
Lineage: Eukaryota; Viridiplantae; Streptophyta; Magnoliopsida; Asterales; Asteraceae
Product: probable leucine-rich repeat receptor-like protein kinase At5g05160
Exons: 2
Coding region: 132-1394 (420 amino acids)
Biological process (GO): protein phosphorylation
Molecular function (GO): ATP binding; protein kinase activity
Source: RefSeq, a predicted model, not a curated record